CAUCGCUGUAGAUUUCAACUGGUGUUAACUUCACCGACUGGCUCCAGGGACACUUGCUUCAGAGCAGAACAACCAGGAGAGGUGUGGGUGGGGGGGACAGGUGGGGUAGGAUUCACCAACAUGGACCUGACCGUGCUGUUCCUAGUGCUGCCUCUGUGGAACGUAAGAGGAACUCGUCCGUCCAGCUUGACGGAGAAGAAAGUGGCUCUAAUGGAUUCAUCGACUAUCAGCACCUUCGGAUUAUCUCAGCCUGGCUUCAAGAGGUUGAAAAGGCAAAGCGACUGUGGGCCUAAGGAGUAUUGGUCAGAACAUUCAACCCUCUGUUGUGCCACGUGCCGUGCAGGUCAGUACGUGAAAAAAUCUUGCAGUAAAACCGAGAGCUCCACCUGUCAAGCAUGCCAGCCAUCCAAAACGUUUACAGAUAUUGAAAAUGGUUUGUCUGAUUGUCGUGCAUGCAAGACUUGCCAAGAGAACAACGGUCUAAAAACAGAAGAGAAUUGUACCACCACCCGCGACACGAAAUGCAGUUGCAGAGAAAAAUUCUACUGUGAUAAAAGUCCAUGCAGCCGCUGUUCAAAUUGCAAAGUAUGUAAGGAGCCCAAUGAAGAGAUCGCCCACGUUUGUACACGCACCAAUGACACAGUCUGCAGAGCAAGGACAAAAGGAAACAACCGCCAUUUGGGUUGGCUGGUAUUAAUACCGAUCAUAAUGAUUGUAGUAGGAGUUUUUCUAUACAGGAAAAGAAAAUCCUUCCCAUGUAAAAGAAAGCCACAAAAAUCCCCGGAACAAGUGUCAUUUAUUGGUAAAAAAGAGGCCAAACCAGAGGAGCCAGAUGUACCAGACGUCGAGCUUUCGGAUGGGGAUAUGCAUAUGAUAGCGGACGAGAUUGAGCCGCGGCAAUAUCACCAGCUUGGGAUAAGCCUGGGGCUGACGGAACCCAAACUGCAGCAGAUCGAAGCCGAUUACCGGGACGAUAAAAGCCGGCAGGGAUUCGCCAUCCUGUACGAAUGGCUCAAGGGCAAUGGGAAGAGAGGGGCCCUCCCAAAGCUGAUCGGGAUCCUUCGAAGUUUAGGGUGGAUGCUGGCAGCAGACAACAUCGUGACCAAAUUAAGCAGCACCGAAGAAAUCGGCGUUGAAAUUCCCGAAAAGGAUGUGAGUGAAACUAACGGAGCGACUGAACAUGUAUCCGUAGCUUAG
Molecule: messenger RNA, 1197 nt
Organism: Amblyraja radiata (thorny skate)
Lineage: Eukaryota; Metazoa; Chordata; Chondrichthyes; Rajiformes; Rajidae
Product: tumor necrosis factor receptor superfamily member 6
Exons: 11
Coding region: 121-1197 (358 amino acids)
Biological process (GO): regulation of stress-activated MAPK cascade; motor neuron apoptotic process; activation-induced cell death of T cells
Cellular component (GO): external side of plasma membrane; CD95 death-inducing signaling complex; membrane raft
Molecular function (GO): tumor necrosis factor receptor activity; protein binding
Source: RefSeq, a predicted model, not a curated record